Halteromyces radiatus is the source of this 623-nucleotide messenger RNA. Its product is annotated as dihydrofolate reductase. The record is from RefSeq and is a predicted model, not a curated record. Bases 20 to 598 code for a protein of 192 amino acids. Lineage: Eukaryota; Fungi; Mucoromycota; Mucoromycetes; Mucorales; Cunninghamellaceae. Gene Ontology annotation, molecular function: dihydrofolate reductase activity; NADP binding. The transcript has 2 exons. Gene Ontology annotation, cellular component: mitochondrion. Gene Ontology annotation, biological process: glycine biosynthetic process; tetrahydrofolate biosynthetic process; folic acid metabolic process.
GUUGACUGACAUUUUCUAAAUGACACCAUAUACUCUUAUUGUCGCUGCAACCAAAGAAUCCGGAAUUGGUAUUAAAGGUGGUUUACCUUGGCGAAUUCCUAAAGAUAUGGUCUUCUUCAAACAUGUCACAACCUUGAUCCCCAAGACUUCACCACAGCAUCUUCAAAAUGUAGUUAUCAUGGGUCGGGUCACUUGGGAAUCUAUACCACCAAAGUUUAGACCAUUGACUGAUCGAUUCAAUAUUGUUAUUUCUAGAAAUCCUCUUUAUGAUUUACAAGACGCUCCAAAUACUGUAUUAGCAGAUUCUUUCGAAAAGGCUCUCUCUUUAGUCGACCCUAAACUUCAUGGACGAGUAUUUGUUGUUGGUGGUGCACACAUGUAUCAAUUAGCCAUUAAAGAACGUCACUGUUCUCAUAUCUUAUUGACCCGUAUUAAUUCCGAUAUUGAAUGUGAUACCUUUUUCCCAAAUAUUGAUGAAAAAGAUUUCCGCUUGGCCAACCAUCAAGAAUUAGAAGAAUACGUUGAACAAGUCGUGCCUUCUGGGAAACAAUCACACAAGGAUAUAGAUUAUGAAUUUUUACUUUACAUUAGAAAAUAAUCCCAUCUCUUCUGUUUAUCUUAUC